UAAUUGUCGCCAGAUUGUAAUUGGGUGGCCGAAAAUAUAUUAAAGUUUCAUUUUUGUUCAGAUUUAGUAAAUAUAUAAGUUAUAAUGGCGGACCAGGCGAGUGUGUUGUACCCGUUCGUCUACAGAUAUUUACUAGAUUGUAAAUUUACAAAACUGGCAAAAACUUUUAAAGAAAGAACAAAAACAGGUCCACCUGAUGAUAAUCAUGCGACGUUGCUACAAAUGUACGGAGAUUGGUUGAAACAGACAAAGUCAAACAAAAGUGCAACAGAGCCACCUAGUGCCAAGAAACGAAAAGCCGACCCUGAAUCUUCGAGCGAAAGCGAAGCAUCGUCCGCUGAUGAAGAAGAAAAGGUAAAGCCCAAAGCAGCUGCUGCAAAAACUGAUGACGCAACAACCUCUGAUUCGUCGGAAGAUUCUUCGGAUUCUUCAUCGGACGAGGAAGAGAAAGAUAAAAAAAAAGGCCCUGCCAAACCACUUGCUCCUGCUACAAAACCUGUUUCAAAAAAAGAAGAAUCUUCGUCAGAAGAAGAAAGCGAUUCGUCAGAUGAAGAGAAAGUUGCGAAACCUGCAAAGCCGAUCGUGUCAAAAAGUAAAGUUGUCGUGAAGAAAGAUGAAAGUUCGUCAUCCGAUGAUUCAAGUUCAAGUGAGGAUGAAAAACCUCCAGUUAGGAAAGAAGUUCCCGCAUCCAAGAAAUCCAAAGAAGAAUCAUCAUCUGAGGGAUCGAGCGAUUCAAGUGAGGAAGAAGAGAAACCUAAAGUUACCAUGGUGAUGAAGAAAGAUGAUGCGUCGAAAAAUACCAAAGUUGUUCCGGCUAAAACUACGAAGCCUGUCGCGAAAAAAGCUGGAAGUGAUUCUGAUGAAUCAUCCUCAGAAAGUGAUGACUCAUCAGAUGAAGAGGAAACGACUCAGCAAAAACCUGAAGCGAAAAAGAAGCCGGAUGCUGAGUCGUCAUCGGACAGCGAUGAUGAGUCAUCAGGAGAUGAAGUCGAGGAAAAAAAAAAGAAAGUUUUCACCAAGAAGUCGUCGAAAACGACUCCCGUGAAGAAAGAGAUUCAAAAAUCACCGAAGGAAGAAUCAUCGAACAGCGAUUCGUCAUCUGACGAUGAUAAAGAGGAAACAUCUGCAACAACGGCCAAAGUAGCGAAACCAGCAACCACGAAGAAAGAUGAAAGUUCAAGCUCGAGUUCGUCGGGAAGUAGUGACGACUCAAGCUCGGAUGAUGACUCGGCAAAAAAAGUGAAGAAGAAAUCGAGCGUGGCGAAGGCAGCGAUUCCCCCCCCAACUACAUACGAUGCAGUGAAACCAGUAGCCGUGGUGAAGGGACAACAACAAGCAGAGGAAACCAGCGAGGAUGAUUCGUCGGAAGAAUCGAGUUCGGACGAUGAAACGGAACAAACAACUGCUCCGAAGAAGAAAGUGGCUGUAGUGAAAGAAACAGCCACGAAAGAAUCUUCAAGUUCCAGCAGCAACGAUAGUAGCGACGAUAGCGAUUCUGACGAAACUGAAACACCGGCAAAGAAAGUAAAGUUAGAGAAAGGAAUUACCAACGGGAAUCUUUCUCUUAUAAAGACACCCCAAGCAAAAUCCACACCGAAACAAAUUAAGAAAGAAUCUUUAAACACAUCAAUUGUAGCUGGUGCGAAUGAUGUGAAGAAAGCAAGCAAACGAAAAGGGGUCACUGAUGAAAAUUCAAGCCCCGUGAAGAAGUCGAAAAACAAAAGCGCAAUAGACGUCGAAGCCACACCAACUACAACUCCAGGAAAAGCUAAAACACCAAAGUCUGGUAGAAAGCGCGGAGGAAACAUAGAUUCAACGACGGUUAACUCUAUUAAGUUUGAUAGCGACUAAAACUUAUGUCAGAUUCAAUUGAUUGGUUUGGGUUUACCAGGUCUAGCACCAUUAAGGACCUAAUUUGAGUUUAAUCAUCAAGAUUGUAGGUUUUUGUGUUUUUGAUUAAAUGUAACUCUGUGGGCAGAGUUAACCAAACAUAUUCAAUAUUUGUCAGCAUUUGGUUUUCGACAUAAAAUCCAAGUUUACAGCA
Messenger RNA from Ciona intestinalis (vase tunicate), 2044 nucleotides. The record is from RefSeq and is a predicted model, not a curated record. NCBI's taxonomy places the organism in Eukaryota, Metazoa, Chordata, Ascidiacea, Phlebobranchia, Cionidae.